Aricia agestis (brown argus) is the source of this 504-nucleotide messenger RNA. RefSeq names its product cellular nucleic acid-binding protein homolog. The record is from RefSeq and is a predicted model, not a curated record. Gene Ontology annotation, molecular function: zinc ion binding; nucleic acid binding. NCBI's taxonomy places the organism in Eukaryota, Metazoa, Arthropoda, Insecta, Lepidoptera, Lycaenidae. The coding region runs from base 1 to 504 and encodes 167 amino acids. The transcript has a single exon.
AUGUUACCAAGGCGGCGGCUGCCUGGCCACCGACAUCUGGACGGGCAAAAUCAUGGUAGGCCCCAGGGGCGCACGGAGCGUGUGGCCCCAUGUCCCCACGGAUGCCGCCAAGAAGUUAGUAACUUCUGGGCGGCUGCAGGUAGUGGCAAAUGGGUCCUGGCAAAGGUGGUGCUGCUGGCCUCGAGGCCAAAGCGGUGCUACCGAUGUCUGGACACCGGCCACCUGGCACCGAGCUGCCAGUUCCCGGUAGACCGUAGCGGAAAUUGCUUCCGUUGCGGGAAGCCGGGGCACAAGGCCGCCAACUGUGCGGAGGAGCCCAGCUGCUUCUUCUGCGCAGAGCUCGACAGAGAGAGCAACAACGUGCUGGGGAGUAACGGCUGUUUUACAGCAGCCAGCAAGUCUCCCAGCUCGAGGAGGAAGCACAAGGCUCGGCCGCGUAAGCGACCUGGAGCCAAUAAGGCCGGGGCGAGUGAAACCGUCCCCGCCAUGGAGGUUGAAGCCUAG